UUUUCGCAUGGAACGACUGGCAGAGUACGAAGUCGGCCUUUCAUCCUAUUUACUAUAAAUAAUGGAUGUAUGCAAUGUACAUGCUCCGAAUUGUUUGGAUCAACAAGAGUUGGAGGAAAUCUCUAAGACGUGCACUGUAAGUUUGCCUUGGAGCUCUCUUUCAGUUCUAAUAUGCCAGAAGCUUAAACAAACUGUUACAACUUUUGGCACUUUAUCUGGCGAAGCUGAGGUUCAGUUGAACGACCAAGUAGAAAAACUCUGCCAUAUUUUUCUUGAGCGUACAGCAGUUCCUUUUACUAUACAACGCAUAUGCGAACUACUAUUAAAUCCGAAACACUGUUAUAAAGAUGUCUUUAAAUUCUUAAAGGGACUUGAGAAAGUAGCGCAGAUUAAUUUAACUGUGGACUCUAAAGUUGAAAGCGAGGUGAAUCCCGCUAACUCCGAAAAUAAUACAAUGAUUCAGGAAAAUCUGGAGACCGCCAAUUAUAAUAUUGUUAAUGGAACUGCGGAAGAAGAAUUAGUCGACCACGCGGGAUUACCAAUGCAGCUCGAUCCUUAA
This is a messenger RNA of Zophobas morio, 559 nucleotides long. Its product is annotated as serine/threonine-protein phosphatase 4 regulatory subunit 2-B-like. Lineage: Eukaryota; Metazoa; Arthropoda; Insecta; Coleoptera; Tenebrionidae. The transcript is spliced from 6 exons. Bases 62 to 559 code for a protein of 165 amino acids. The record is from RefSeq and is a predicted model, not a curated record. Gene Ontology annotation, cellular component: protein phosphatase 4 complex; nucleus; cytoplasm. Gene Ontology annotation, molecular function: protein phosphatase regulator activity.